This is a messenger RNA of Leptinotarsa decemlineata (Colorado potato beetle), 4941 nucleotides long. It is a transcript of the gene E(Pc), whose product is annotated as Enhancer of Polycomb. Gene Ontology annotation, biological process: regulation of transcription by RNA polymerase II. Lineage: Eukaryota; Metazoa; Arthropoda; Insecta; Coleoptera; Chrysomelidae. The record is from RefSeq and is a predicted model, not a curated record. Gene Ontology annotation, cellular component: NuA4 histone acetyltransferase complex.
UCUACUCCUUAACGUGCGUAUUCGGUUCUCGCGCACUGCGUGCUCCUAGUAUUUUCAUGGUUCCAUGGCAGAGCCGCCAUGAUGGCUUUCAGCUCAACACGCUCAACAUGGAAAGUUUCAAAGUUGUUUUAUCGUAUUUGUGACUGAGUGCGUGUAAAUAAAAACAAUGGGAACAAACUAGAGGAAACGAAAAUUCGAUUAGUGCCCGUCUCGGACGGCCCGAGCAUCGGGAAGCUGGUUUUAAGGAGAUUUUAUGUUGGCCUUGUCGUGUGUUUUGUGCUGUCAACAAAUAUGUCCAAGCUUUCAUUUAGGGCGAGGGCCCUGGAUGCAAGCAAACCCAUGCCUAUUUACAUGGCUGAGGAACUCCCGGAUCUUCCUGAUUAUUCAGCGAUUAACCGGGCAGUUCCUCAAAUGCCAUCAGGGAUGCAAAAAGAGGAAGAAUGUGAGCACCAUCUUCAACGAGCAAUUGUUGCUGGUCUCAUCAUUCCAACCCCAGAAGUCUCAGACAUACCAUGCAAAGAGUUCUACGACAAAGUCUAUCCUGCAAAUUACAAGCAACCCCGACAGCUCAUCCACAUGCAACCAUUCACAAUGGAACAGGACAUUCCCGACUAUGACAUGGAUUCUGAAGACGAACGAUGGUUACAUUCUCAAACACAAAAGUUGGACCUGAGCCCAGUGAAAUUUGAAGAAAUGAUGGAUCGGUUGGAAAAGAGUAGUGGACAAACUGUAGUUACUCUGAAUGAGGCAAAAGCAUUAUUGAAGGAAGACGAUGAUCUCAUCAUAGCAGUAUUCGAUUACUGGUUGAAUAAACGGUUGAAAACGCAACAUCCUCUAAUUUUGACUGUUAAAACUGAACAUAGAUCUGGCACAGCAGCCAAUAAUCCUUACCUAGCAUUCAGACGAAGAACAGAGAAAAUGCAGACUAGAAAAAAUCGAAAGAACGAUGAGGCAUCUUAUGAGAAAAUGCUGAAACUACGGAGAGAUUUGUACAGAGCUGUCACAUUACUGGAGCUUGUCAAACGGCGCGAGAAAAUCAAAAGGGAAUAUGUGCAUUUAACUGUGGAGGUUUUUGAGAAGCGAUUUCAGGCUAAAGAUUUCAGUGGGACAGUUAUGGCUGAGGCGUCUGCCAUUAAGUCAUCUAGGCCUGCUUUCACUCCUAUCUUUCACAAUCAUUACCCGAACCAGAGUUGGGCUACUAAAGCUAUUUUAAAGGACGAGGUUAUUCCAAGAAGAGAAAAGAGGCAAUACAAAAAAAGGAAACACAAGUCAUUGGGUCAAGGUCGAUCGAGCAGCUAUGGUAUCGAUUCUGUUACAGGGCUGUCUUCUGAUGAGGAAACAACUGUCCCCCAGGUGUCUUCAAAUCAAGAAGAAGACGAAGAUGAAAGUCAAUUUGCUUUCCGUAGAAACAAAUUGUGCUCCUACCAUAUGCCUUUAUCAGAAGAAGGGAACUGGAGUUGGUGUUCCAGAGAAGAAAAUGGAUUGGCUGACAAGAGAUUCCGUUUCACUCUAACAUCCCUAUCAAACCCAAGAAGAUGCAUUGGUUUUGCUAGACGAAGGGUUGGCAGAGGCGGUAGGAUUGUCCUUGAUCGGAUAUCAACGAAUUAUGAUGACUAUUGGCGUAUGUUGGAUUUCUCCAUUACAGAACCAGGUAGAGAAAGUUCUACAUCAGUGGAAACCAGCACCUCCGAUUCAUUUUCCCCAUCGGAUAUUAAAAGUGAACUCAGUGUUGGUAAUUCAAGUAGUAACAAUCUGCUGCGGACAAACGAUUGUGUUAGUAGUGAUAGUAUUAAGGUGGAAGUUAAGAGAGAGCAAGAGGGAGCUCAAGAAGAAGGCAUAGCACCUCUAGAGCCUGUUUACACCAGAGAGGAAAAAGAUGAUAUGGUUGAUUUCCUCCGAUCAGUUGGAAGGGAUUGGUUGCACUUUCGACCAAAAACACCACCUCCUGACUAUGAACCACCGUGUAACAUGUUACUGUCGCAGGAAACCUUCUUCGAUCCCAGUGCCAACACACCCUUUUCCAUGGAGAUCCAGACUCUGGAAGCGCCUAGCAGCACACUCCUUGACACUUCCACAUAUAUUACCGAUCCGUUCACUUUUGAUAACCUUGAAUUGGAGACGACCGUCACCGACACCAGGCAAUCCUUAUCGGGGCCGUCAUCGUCUACUCUCAAUACGCUUAUACCUAGUGUUAGUAGUGACAGUAACUUUUUAUACAAUGAUAGUGACGGUUUUGUGCUAAGUGAUUCUAGUAAUGACAGUGAUUAUAGAACUAUAGGUUGUACAGACUUUAGCGUGACGGAUCUGAGCAGUUCGGAAAGUUGUUCAGUCAAAAAGGAUUGUUCUGCUGCAGUGAGGCAACAAAAUGUUCUUUCUUCAAGUACCUCUACUAGUCCUAAGCUUAAUAGUGUAAGUACGUCAGUAUCCAGCGGUGGGCAGGAGCGUAGUGUCAGGAGUAAUCCUGAUAAUAGUUUACAUACCAACGCUAAUGGGUUAGUGACACAGUUCGGUUUUGAAGUACCUCCAAAUAGAACAAGAAAUAAUAAAUUAUCAUACGCUUACUCCGGCGCAGUGGGAUACCCGAAUGCUUCCUCAGGCACGUUGAGUCUACACACAUCUGCGCAAACUCUUACGCUUAAUAGUCAUAGUACGAACUUAUUGGACAUACCAAUGGCAAAUAAUACGGAUAACAACAAAAUGGGUCCAGAGGCCACUGGAGGGUCUGUAUCCACCAAUAAUAAGACAAAAACCAUUGCUCGUAAAAACAAUAUCAUAAUGGAGGUGACGUGAUGAUUAACAACAAGCCUGCUGUCUACGGAAGGCUGCGGGAUAUGGUUUCUGGUUACAGUCAAUGUGUCGUCUUCUGUGUCACAUAAAAAAGAUUGAGAAUAUGUCUGCAUAACUUGAAAGAUAAGUUGCAGUUCAUACGAAUAUAUUAGGUAACUUGUAUAAUAUGCUAAAAAUGUUGGUAGGUUUCAAAAUACGAGAUUUUCACAGUUUUCUUUGCCAUCCACUCUUGAAUAUUUGAGGUGUAUACGAAAUUCAUUCUUGGUUGAAAAAUGAUGAAAUUCAAGGUGUGAUUGCGUUUUUUUGUAUUCGAUCACUUUCAUUGUAAAGUUGAAGAAAACAGUGUUUUGACUACAAGAAAACAAUUUCUUUUAUUUUUAAGUUUUCAAUUUCUGAAUCUGUGAUAACUUUUAUAGGCUAACAUAUAAUAAAAUUUAAUGAAAGUCAUAAAUACUCUUUUUUAGAAAACAUUGGUUUCAUUAAACUGAUUGAGUGUGUUUAGUGUUUUGUUCACCUUUUAUGAUCAUAAGUCCUUAUUUGGUAUUUGACAUAUAUAUUGACAUGCCGUUUAUCAUUAGCCGACAUAAUAGCACUUAUGAGGCUGUUGAAGCCACAAGAAAUUAUAAAAUUUUACAUUCUCGGGUUAAUUUUUUUAAUGGGUGAAUUUUUUGAACAAAUAUUACGUUUCUCCAUCUUUAACAGUUAUCCUUUUGAAUUUAGCUAAACUUAAUUGAUAUGCAGUGAUUUUUUAAAAUUUGAAACAAGCAUCUGGAAUAUUGUGUACAAGUAUAUUGUUAUAAAAUAAAAACUCUUGGUAACUACAGGCAAACACACUUGUGAGCAUCAUCUGCAUAGACUGAAUAAAAAUACAUGAACUUGAUUGAUAUUUACAUUGUAUAUCAAUUAUUGUAUGUUUCAUUUCUAUAAAUUUAAAAUUUUGGGCAAUCAAUGUCGAAUGUUUUGAAAACAAUUGAAAUUUGUUUUUACCUAUAAAAACAACAUUCAUACAUUACAAGUACUUAUAUUUAUUUGUAAAAGUUACACACCAACUUGCUGUAAAGAUGUAACAAAUUACAGAGACUUCUCAGUGUCUAUAAUAGAUAUUUACGAAGAACUUUACAUGUGUUCCAAAUUACAAUUAAAAACCCUGUUAUGUUCUAGUUAUAGUAUUUCCCUGAACACACAUGCAGGUAGACAGUCAAAAAAGGGGGUUAAACAAAAUGAGUAGAAGUCUGCAUUAGGGAUUGUAGAAAUUUUGUAUAAUUCUUUUGACAAAAUUAACCUCCAGUAGGUUUGAGAGACUGGCUACAUGGCCUUCAAAGUGAUAAAAUUGGACCAUUUUCUUUAAGGUGGCGAAAUAUGAAAUUUUUGUAUAGUCCACUUAUUAAGGCAGGCUCCUUAAUAUGUGUUGUUUUUAAUUUUUAACCUACAUUGAAUAUGCUUUUGAAAUUUUAAAAUAGUGUAGAAGUUAAUUUCUUAACAAGAACGUGUCACUCAUUUUCGAUAUAGCUUAAAAGGGUAUUGGAAAGGAAUGAAGUGGUCAAAAAAUAUUUUCUUCUAGUUGAGAUACAUCCAUGAAAUUUUGUAUAAAUGGUGUGUAUACCCUAAAACAAUAUCUUGAAUGCUAGUGACUUUUUUGCCUGUUGAGACCUAUCUAAAUAGCACAUUUGAUACUCACUUCUAGGAAGUUGGUUUUCUUGGUAUAACCAAUACAUGUUCUGUCAUCUGAAGGAAACUCAUGAUGUCAUCUUGAAGUUAGGUAGCCAGUUUAUUGUCUUCAAAAGUCAAUCCAAGACAUUCAAGGUUUCCAGUAGAAAUCUUAAAUAUCUUUUUGAAUACAUGAUGUUUAUUCAAAGAGAAUUAUUAUAAUGAUUGAGGGCAUCAUUACUUUUUGCAAAUGAAUAUGAUACUGUACUAAGUGGCUCAUACACGUAAUAUUGAAAAGUGUAGUUUAUUUAUGACAACACUACAUAUAUAAUGCUCUGAACUUCACUGAUACAAUUAUGUACAACAUUUAGAAACUUUUGGAUUCCACUGAAAAUACUGUAUUUGAUAAACAAAUGAAAAAUAAUUCUAUAUUCGAAAUAAUUAUCAAAAUAUUAAAUGGUCUUUCAUAUGGCACAUCCAGAAUGGAAAAGGCACAACUCAAAAAGU